UCCAACUACGUAAUCUCUGUGCCGACAGCUACUUUUUUGUUGGGGGGGAAGCAGGGAAAAAAACCACGUAGACACUUUGUUGUUUUUUUAAAGGGACUCAAAAGAUAUUUUUGUUGAAAGAAAGACUAUUUUUAUGCGGUGAUGUGUGCGGAUGUGAAGUGCUGGUCAACAACGUUGGUCAACCAAAACAGGACAGAAGAGGGGUGCUGAGGGGGGAUCCGAGUUUACCGGUGUCAAGUUUAGGGAAGUUUUCCAAGCAAAAAGACAAAGGAAUUUUAUUGACUUUGAAGUCGUAUCGCUAAAUAAUGGCGAAAAAGUAUGAUUUUCUGUUCAAAUUGCUGCUCAUUGGGGAUAGUGGUGUUGGCAAAACAUGUCUGAUCAUUCGCUUCGCUGAGGAUAAUUUCAACUCCACCUACAUCUCAACUAUCGGCAUCGACUUUAAAGUUAAAACAAUUGAAGUGGACGGCAAGAAAGUGAAACUGCAAGUAUGGGACACGGCAGGCCAAGAGAGGUUCAAGACCAUCACCACAGCUUACUACAGAGGAGCCAUGGGCAUCAUUCUUGUGUAUGACAUCACAGAUGAGAAGUCCUUUGAAAACAUCCAGAACUGGAUGAAGAGCAUCAAAGAAAAUGCAUCAGCAGGGGUGAGUCGAAUGUUGCUCGGUAAUAAGUGUGACAUUGAGGCAAAACGGAAAGUUACUAAGGAGACAGGAGAAAAGCUGGCUAAGGAUCACGGCAUCAAGUUCUUUGAAACCAGCGCCAAGUCAAGUAUUAAUGUUGAGGAGUCCUUUCUGUCAUUGGCAAGAGACAUACUUCACAAAUCCAGCAAGAAACCCGGUCCCACGGGCCGAGAAGUGAAGAUCACCAGCAGCACACAGAAAAAAACCUCCAAAUGUACUCUUCUCUAGAAAUCGGGACACAAACACACUGUGCCAGUCGUCCUUGAACAUAAAAGAAUACAUCAGUAUGAACCAGAUAGACCCAGUCGGUGACAUGUCACCAUCUGGUGUCUCACAUGUCCGCAAUAUGUACAAGGCCUGCUUUUUGUAGUUUCUCCACACAAUUGCGUUAUAUUCCAUUUUUCAAAAGUAAGUGGCAAUUUAUUUCAUCGGCUUUUUGAAAGUCUUCUGAAUUCAUUCCAUGCAUUUCUACUUGUGGCCUGUGCAAUAAGUGUUAGAGCAUUCUACCACUAAAUCCUAAAACAGGACAAGUGGUGUUAUGAGAUGCGCUUUUGUAGUUUUUAUGACAGAUGGUAUGGGCUUUCAACUCUUCAACAUGUUCAACUACCUGUUACUCUUGAGCAUUUCAUUCAUUCUGUUAAAUGUUUAAAAUCAAACAAAAAUGCACACUCGUGGAAAGUAAGAUUAGCCAAAACUAAUUGCAAUAUGUGGAAAGUGAAUGUUAUAUGGAAAGACUGAGCAUGUGGUAGUUUGAGGCAGUCAUAAGUGCAAUAUUGAAGAUGUGAAGAGAAAUGAAUGAUGAAUGGAGCAUGUGAAUGAUUAGGAUGUGAGAUUUGUGAGACUGUUUGAGCAAUUGCUCACUCACUCAAAAGUGCCAUGAUGACAACAGCUCACCAUUUUCUUCCCUGCAAAAACACGUGUCCUGCAUCUUAGUAGGCUUCAAUCUGCCACUGUAUUUGGAUUUGGUUUGUGGUCACAUUUGUGUUGAAUAAAAACUGAAGACAGUA
This is a messenger RNA of Corythoichthys intestinalis (scribbled pipefish), 1687 nucleotides long. It is a transcript of the gene rab13, whose product is annotated as RAB13, member RAS oncogene family. Gene Ontology annotation, cellular component: trans-Golgi network transport vesicle; plasma membrane; endosome. Gene Ontology annotation, biological process: regulation of exocytosis; endocytic recycling; Golgi vesicle fusion to target membrane. Lineage: Eukaryota; Metazoa; Chordata; Actinopteri; Syngnathiformes; Syngnathidae. The record is from RefSeq and is a predicted model, not a curated record. The coding region runs from base 306 to 908 and encodes 200 amino acids. Gene Ontology annotation, molecular function: GTPase activity; GTP binding. The transcript is spliced from 8 exons.